CUAACUUCAUUUCCUCUUUCAAUUUCACCACUCUUAUCUGUCCCUCUCUCUCUCUCUCUCUCUCUCCUGCUCGUUCUCCACUCCUCGAUGGCCACUGUCCUCAAAACACCGCCACUGAGGGCACAAGUCCCGCCCCGACUAAUUACCACCGCCACCAACAAUCUUUCCUUACAAUCGCCGAAUCCGUUUUGUCUCUCAUUUAGACGUAGAAGCAUUAGCACCGAAGUUUCGCGCACAAGUUGUCUCCGGUUCCCCGUCAAAUCGUCCCACCGGUUCAUAAAGUUCGUUCCUUUUGCUACUCAAGGAGAAACUGAAACUACUGAGACCGAAGAGACAAUUCAGGAACCAGAGAUUCAGGAUUCUUCGGAUGGUGCUGUUGGAGUAGAAGGUAGUGCUGAUGAGUUGGAAGAUAGUUCCAGCAGUGAAGAGGCUGAUGACACUAAGGAAGCACCUUCUGUCAUCCUAGCUUCACUCCAGUCAUACAAAGAAGCUUUAGCGAGUAAUGAUGAGUCCAAAAUUGUUGAGAUAGAAGCUUUUUUAAAAUCUGUUGAAGAUGAAAAAAUUAACCUUGAACAGAAGGUGGUUAGUUUGAGUCAAGAUCUGUCAACAGAAAAAGAUCGGAUUCUCAGGAUUAGUGCCGACUUCGACAAUUUCCGUAAAAGGACGGAGAGGGAAAGGCUUUCACUGUUGACAAAUGCCCAAGGGGAAGUUGUAGAGAGUUUGUUACCUGUUUUAGAUAAUUUUGAGAGAGCUAAAUCCCAGAUAAAAUUGGAGACUGAAGGAGAAGAGAAAAUCAACAAUAGCUAUCAGAGCAUUUAUAAGCAAUUUGUUGAAAUUCUGGGUUCGCUUGGUGUCGUCCCCGUGGAGACAAUAGGCAAACCCUUUGAUCCAUUGUUGCAAGAAGCGAUUAUGCGAGAGGAUUCAACAGAAUUCGAAGAAGGUAUUAUACUUGAUGAAUUUCGCAAGGGAUUCAAACUUGGUGACCGGCUUCUGCGACCAGCAAUGGUGAAAGUAUCAGCUGGUCCAGGUCCUGCAAAGGCUGAAGAAGCAGGGUCACCAGGAGAAGCUGAGACUGCAAGUGAAACAAAUGAGGAGAGCGCCGCAGAACCAGAACCAGAAUCACAACCAGAAUCUACUUAGAAGACAUGAUACUCAAUCUCAACUCAAGUUUUGUAAAAGCAUAUUGUGAUAUGGGUAAGCAUACUUGGAUAUUUUUCUGUGGAUGCAAUUGAUGCAAGUGAUAUAUUGGCUUUUUUUUGUUUCCUUAUAAAUUAGUCAAAAAGAGGUAUCAUUUCCUUAUGGACAAGCAUUUCUGCUAGUGUUACAAAAUUAUUAAAGCAUGGCUUACUUUAUUUUCAUUGGUAGAAUUUUGGUAGUUAAUUUUUGGUAGGCCAGUUUACUUUAACAGGACGUGUACGAAGGUGAAUAAUGGGUCUCAAAGUGCCUCAGACUGGUUUAUCAUUAAUUUUUUGUAACCUUUUUUUAUUUGCUCUUCUAUUCUGAUGGGUACACCAUGUUUCACAGACAA
Jatropha curcas is the source of this 1528-nucleotide messenger RNA. Its product is annotated as Co-chaperone GrpE family protein. Gene Ontology annotation, molecular function: adenyl-nucleotide exchange factor activity; protein-folding chaperone binding; protein homodimerization activity. Gene Ontology annotation, cellular component: chloroplast. Gene Ontology annotation, biological process: protein folding. NCBI's taxonomy places the organism in Eukaryota, Viridiplantae, Streptophyta, Magnoliopsida, Malpighiales, Euphorbiaceae. The record is from RefSeq and is a predicted model, not a curated record.